Pocillopora meandrina is the source of this 5609-nucleotide messenger RNA. Lineage: Eukaryota; Metazoa; Cnidaria; Anthozoa; Scleractinia; Pocilloporidae. The record is from the annotation of a GenBank genome assembly.
AUGUUACAUGACGCCCUGAUACACGGCCGAUUGGCACGUGCCGAACAAAAUUCCAAAAUGGAGGUUCUCCCUGCAGAGCUUCAUCCACAUGUUGAUGCCAUUGAUAUUGAAGAAGGUUCCUGAUCAGCAAUUUUCUUAUAUCAAAUUUAUUAAACUGUAGUUUUUUCAGUUCUAAUUCAUCCCAUUUUUCUCACAGACGGUACAUUAGCCGUAGCAUCCUCAGCAUUAACCGGCCGAACAUGGAACGGAUCUUUGUGGUUGUUUAAAGAUCGUGCUAAAGCACCGGAUGUCCAUUACUGCAGUGCUGGAUGUGCUACAGAAUCAGGGACGACAGACAUUAAGUGGAUCGACUCUAGAAGACUUGUCCUUGGAUCUGAUACAGGCACUGUGGACAUCUGGUGUCUGAGUGGAAGCUUUCAAAGUUUAGAAAAUAUGGCGUCGUUGUCAGAUCAUGACAAUACAGUUUCUUCCGUCAGUGUAGAUUGUGUAAAGAGUAAAAUUGUCAGCGGUAGCUGGGAUCGAAGGUAAGCACUGAAGUUUUUAUGUUAAGUCUUUGUCCUCGACCUCGUGGACUUCCUCUGAGACGACAUAGAGGAAUAUUUUAAACUGAACUGGUCGCUGCCAGGAUUAUUUCUUAUGCUGUAAGCCCACAUGUAAUUUGCGAUAAUCAGAGAAAAAAACCCGCUCUUAUUUUAUUGUUGAAUAUGUUGAGACCCUAAUAUUCAUUUUUGCAACACGUUAAUGAGAUAUUUUCUAUGUACUGAUUUUGGCAAGAUUUCCACACAGCUCCAUAUUAUGCAUUUGGUUCUUGGAUGAAGAAAACAGUGGCGAAAACAGUAGAUUGCCCUUGGCACUACGGCUUUGUUUUAGAAUAGUAUGGUGUUACACGAAAAUAUUUCCAUUAGAUUUAACCCUUAAACUCUCAUGACCUAAUUGACAAAUCUCCUCUAACUUACCAGUUGAAAUUUGUGAAAAGGCAAGUAGUUACUUGUCAUCAACUCUGGGAGUUUAAGAUACACUCCAUAAAUUCUAUUGGAGCAAACAUUUUUGUGUUCACACACAUGAAUUCAUAGCUGUAUGUUUACUCUUCUCUUCCCUGUCAGCAUCAAAGUGUGGGAUUUAGAGCAGGAAAAAUGUAUAAAGUCUUACAAAGGUAUGUUUUAAAUUGUACUGUUCUUUUUUUUUCUCAUUUAGGAAAUAACUUCUAAGGAAUUAUUUGCUUGACAAAAAUAAAUGUUUGUUAAUUUUAGGUCACAGGGACAUGGUGUGGAGUGUUGUGUACAGUAGAACUGAGCAGGAUGUUUUUGUUUCAGCCUCACAGGUUUGUGUAAAGUAUGAAUGCUAUAUUUUAAACCUUUGACUUCCAUAAAUGAUUAACAUAUAAGUUCUCCCUAUAAUAUCCAUACUUUAUCUAGCAAACAGAUUGUGAGAAUCUUUAUCUUAAUCUCACACCAAUUUCUUAUGACUAAUUUACAUUGACAUGUGUAGCAGUUGGAAGGGAGAAUUAACAAUCAGAUCUUGGGAGUUAAAGGGGUGAAGUAGGUGAGCACUUAGUCUCCUCCCAAGCUACUCUACAGACACUCUACUGGAUUAACUUCACACAAAAACACCAUCAUGAUAUUGAUGUUGGUCAGCAGUUGUAGUAUUGGUUUCAGGUACUUGGAUAGUUGGUAUUUAGGGGACUCACAGAAAGAAACGAUAGGUUGCAUUAGGAAACCAGGUUUGUGUAGUUUUGACAGAUUGUAAAGUUUCAGUGGCUGUGGUACUGAGCACCUUCAUCAGUAGUAGGGUUGAGUGUCAAUAACCUUCAUCUUCUUGAGUGUAAGUAGUUUGCUGCUGAGUUCACGUCAAAAUGAGGGAGUCAGGUCAUGUUUGAGUUCUUCAUAGGUUUGUUUGUCAUGAAUCAGUGCAUCCAUUUUGUGGUGAUAGUCAGUUUUGUCCAUGACAACAGUACUCAUCCUUUGUGGGCUGGUAGAAUAACUAUGUACUCAUGUGAAACACAAAUUGGUAGAAUGCAAACCAGUUGGCUAUUUUGAAGCCAACUGCAAACCUAAAUUCUGCACUAGAUGUACCUUCUAUUAGUCCUGCCCAGGUUAGUGCAUAAGUCAAGCCUUGGACAUUGCAACAACAGCAGAAAAUAUACACUAACACUAGUCCUCAUUCUAUCUUUACUUUGGUAACUCACACUGUGUAGGGUAGAUGAUAGUAAUAUUGCAUUUUUCUGGUUUGAUUUUAGGAUGGGAGAGUUAUCCUAUGGGACACCAGAACACCAAACUGUGUGUCCAGGUUGUCAGGUAUAUAUUUGUUACAGCGUUGUACAACAUAAUUUUCGUCAUAUAAUCUGUCUGAAGAGGACCUUUUUUAACCCUUUAACUCCCAGAUCAAAUUUGUAAUUCUCCUUACUGUCAACCAUACAAUUCUUAUACUGUUAGUUCAGAGAAUUAAGUAUUGGGUCAAGUAAUUAUCCUCAAAUUGAUAUUUUUUGUUAUUCUCAUCACUUAUCUGGUGGAUAUUGUAUUGAUAUUGUAAGGAGAAAUUCUAUAUUGGUCACGCAUGGGACCUAAAGGGUUAAUAAAGUUAUCUGAUUAGAUUAUUGGUCAAAAAGAAUAGAAACACUUACUUUUUUUUCAAUUCUGUGUCCCUUUUAGUAUUUUCAAAAUAAAAUGAUAAUAGCAGCUUUGUAUCUAAUAACAUGAGUGUCUACAGAGACGUAAAAAUAUGGAGCCAGAAAUUAUAAACAAUAUGAUAAAACCAUUAAAAACCCUAAAAGAUUUCCUUUACUUACGAAUAUUCGUAAUGAAAGUAGAGAUCUAGAUGUGCAGCUGGACUUGAUUUUGUUUAAAAAGUGAAAAUUAGAAUAGGAAAACUACCAGGCCUAAUUUACUCCUUUUUUUUUUUAUUUCCUGUACACUUCUUUUUAUCAGGAGCUUUGUACAUGCAUUCUGUACCUCUAUAUGUCACAUGGCUCUUUUAAAUGAACCCCUUUAGAGUGACUAGCAUCUAAUUUCUCCUUACAAUAUCACCCCUAAACCACAAGUUAAGGUCAUGAGAAUGAAGAAAAUGAUCACCAACUAUCCUGAUUGUCAAUCAAAAUUCUCCUCGUAAGCAGCUUAAGAAAUUUAGAGGGAAUAAGCAUACUAUUGUUGGGGUGUAAAGGGUUAUGGUCGAACCAUCUAGAGGUAAUCAUUUGCCAUGUAUUACCAUCUGUUUUACAGUAAUUAUACAUCAUUUAGCUACAAUAGUUCAGAAAGGGUGUGACGUCUCUCAAAAUACAUAUUCUACUGUUCUUAGAUUCCUCUCAGUAUAACAGCAUUCCACGUUGUGCAGACUGGAGUCCAUUAGACCAUCACUUACUUGCUCUUGGUUAGUGGAGUUAUGCUUAUUUCUAGAAUAGCAAAAACAAUAUGUGGCAGUAGCCGUUUGACUGUAAAUUUAUAUCUUUUGACACUGCUUUUGAUUACCACAAUUUUCUGAGAUAAUCAACAACCCUGUGAAGAGCAAUCUUCCAGACCAUAUUUGUACAACCUCCAAGCAUGGAAGGAUCCUUAGAGGCCAUCAGUUUGAACAGGAUAUUUAAGCAACAAGUUGAAAUAGUUCCUAUCAUAGUGUAACAGAUUUGUGUUUGUUUCUUUUUCAUGUAUUGAUUGAUAUGUUUUGAACUCCUUUAGGUUAUGAAGAUGGUAGCGUGUGCCUCUGUAACAUCCAAAACCCUAAACAACCAGUCCUAACUUUUUGCCCUCACGAAAGAGCUGUCAACAGAUUGGCUUUCUCACCAAGAAGGUUGGUUUGUUUGAUGAGUUCUUCCUUUAAGCUGUUGUUCAUUUCUGUAGUUGAUUUCUGUUAUGCGAAGUUCAAGUCUUAAUAACAAGGAACUGCCUUUUGUUUGUUUAGUCCUGAAUGGCUUGCUUCAGUAUCAGAUGACAUGUGGGUACAUGUGCAAGAUUGUCUUAAUGACACGGAAGUGUAAGUAAAGAGGACUUUUUAUUGACGUAGUAUUAUUUUUGGAAACAAAGAAGAUGCGAGUUUUCCAUUUGCUAGCACAAUGAAAAGCUCAAGAAACAUCUUUUUAACAUUCUUAAAUAAUGCUCUGUGAUUGGUGGAUACAUUUGAGUAUACUCAGAGUGAUUGGCUGAUGUAAUUGUCCAAUUGAAGAUAUCCUUUUAAAACGAACUCUCAGACUCUAACUAUUAUAAAGUUUAAAAAAAACUCUACAGAAUCAUGGGUGAAAACCAUGUUACUUCAUCCACCAAUCACAUUCAAGGAAAUUGAAAUGGUCAUAAUUGAAAUUAUUUCAAGAUGAAUGGGAAUCUGUUUGAUAUCUUCAUCAAAGCAACAUGUGAAACAGAGUUUGUUAUAUGGAUCUAUUCAAAGUAUAAGUGAAAUAUGGAGACCGUUUACAGUGAGCCUCUCAAGGCAUAUCUGUGAGGUGUGACUCAUGAAACUGCUUAUUCUGGGAGCAAAGAUGGGUCAGCAUCCAAAUUUUCUUGCCUCAAUGAGAGGUAUUGUUUUUGUGAUAGAAAUUGUAAAACUAGAGCCUGUGGAAUUGAGGUCAUCAAAGGAUUACUCUAUCUAAAUGUGCCAGACUUAGUAAGCAAGGCAAGGUAUUUCUAACUCCCUCCCCGUUCCUCAGUCUCAGAAGUGAUGAACAUACGGAGGUUGUGCGGGGCCUGGCUUGGAGUCCAGUGGACGACACCCUAUAUACCAGCGGUUGGGGCCAGCAGAUAUUCAGUCAUGCGUUUGACUGUGGGGAGCCUUCAGACCUUAAUGUGGAAGCCAGCAUAUCUCAAGCUACUUCUGUGUGUAUGGAUAUGGAUUCUGUCAAUCAAACGCACUUUAAUGGAGAUCUCAAUGGAAUGUCUCUGGAUGACGAGAAUGGUGAAGAAACGAUGGAAGUUGAAGGGCACGGAGCCACACAAAAGACUGUGUCUUCUAACGUAGGAACGGAUAGCUCGGUUGGGACUGUUAGCUAGCACCCUGUUAACUGUAAAUAGAGAUAUAACUUAACAAUUUUGUUUGUGAAACAAAGGUGUAUACCUCUCAAACCGUAAGAUAGGAGCCUUGUUUUGGAGUUAUUUCACUUUUGACAGCAACAGGUCAUUAGAGGAAUUUGCAAUCUUAAUUUUGAGGGUGAAGUAAUUUUACUGAAAGAUUCAAGAUUAUUGAGUGUUGGCUUAGUAGGUACUAUAACAGUAUUGUUUCCAGUGUGGUGUUUAUAUCGUUAAUGGCCUGUGUGGCAUGUGUUUGGAUAACCUUGCACGGGAAGAAAAGAGUGUUGUCGAAGUAACCUCGUAGUAUUCACAGGGGUCAUUAAGAAUAAGUUCAAUGACAAAGGAAGUUGAUGGGACGUAAAUUAGAUACGUUCAAACAAGGUGUUUUUUAAAAAAGCCGGUUAGACCGCCGCCUAUGAGACCUCUUACAGCCGUCUGUUCAGCACGGCCUCGGACUUCCUGAGGAGAAGGGGUCUUACCAGCACAGCCACCUAUCAUUGACAGGCGCGCACGGAACAAGUUAUUGAAACCCCUGCGUGUGAACUUCCUCAAGUGCGAAAGAAGUGAAUUACCAAGCCAUGGUUGGUUUUAGUUUUGUCAUCUAAUUGGUUUAAAGGAUGA